UAUUAUAUAAAUGAACAAACAUGAUAGAAUUGGCAUAAGUUCUAAAGGUAAGCCCAGUACAAGAGCACGUCACUAUAAUUAAAAUAUUUGCAUUAAAAAAUAUUAAUGAAAAAUUAAAAUUACUGAGAAUAAAUUAAAAUAUAAAAUAGCAAUGGGAUUGGAAGAUGUUGAGUAUGUCAGCGUUUUAAGGAAGGAUCAUAAUGACGAUGCCCCGCCCAAACUGGAUGUUCCAAAAGGAUUUGGAGCACGACAUAGACAAGCUCUUAUUUUAUUCUUAUGUUUAACUGUAGGCAUCGCCAUGAGAGCACAACUCAGCGUUUCCAUGGUAGCCAUGACUAGUCCCACUCAACCAAACAUUGUUUACCUGUGUAACGUUACUGAUAUUGAUAACGUUAGACGAAAUAGAAGAAACAAUGAUACUUUUACUGACUAUAGUAACGAACAAAAUGAUACUGAGGCCGGUAAUAGGAUUAAUGACAAAAAGAACAACCCUUAUUGGGGAAAGUGUACAGAGAAAUAUGAAAUUGAACCAAGUAAAUGGAGUCCAUACAGAACGUAUAAAUGGAGUAAACCGACCCAAGAAAUGAUCCUGUUCUCGUUCUUUGUUGGAUACACCACGAUGAUGCUGCCAAUGGGUGUGAUCACACAGAAGUAUGGAGGGAAGCGGCCGAUACUAGUGGCCUUAGCGGUCAACGGUGUCCUAUCGAUACUCACACCGUGGUUUCCAUUAUUUACAGGUUGGAUCGGCGUGUGCAUAUGCCGCCUGGUGCAAGGAUUCACUCAAGCCGCGUUUUAUCCUGGCAUCCACACCAUACUUGGGAAAUGGGCUCCAUUAUCUGAAAGAGGAAGACUUGCUACAUACAUUUAUUCUGGAUCCCAGUUCGGCACAGUCUUCAUCUUCCAAAUAUCCGGCGUCCUCGCUGCCAUCCCCUGGCUUGGCUGGCCUUCCAUCUUCUGGAUGUGUGGCAGCCUCAGCCUCUGCUGCUUCGGUCUUCUGGCCUGGUUCGGGGCCGCCAGCCCUCAUGACUGUGCUACUAUCAGCUCUGAGGAACUAGCCUAUAUCAUUGGCGAUAGGGUUGCUGAUGUCAGUUCGAAGAGACGCAGAACACCCUGGAAACAUAUUCUGACCAGUACAGCGGUGUGGGGCAUGAUACUCACGCAGGCCGGUAGUGCUAUGGCGUACCUCCUCAUGCUAAAUGAGACUCCCACCUACAUGAGUAACGUUCUGAAAGUUAAUAUCAAAAAGAAUGGUCUUUACUCUUCGUUGCCGUACAUAGCGAUGUACGUGAUGCUUCUCUUCUUUGGCUGGCUCUCGGAUAUAUUAGUUGUAAAGAAGAUCCUCUCAGUUCGGAACGUUAGAAGAGUUGCUAACAGUAUUGGUACGAUUGGGUCCGGGACAUUUUUAAUAGCGUUCGGAUUCGCCAAUAGCACGGGCCUGGCCGUGGUUAUGCUCAUCCUGUGCCUUGGUUUUCACUCCGCCACACAUGUGGGCUUUCACAUUAACCACAUAGACUUGGCACCCAACUACGCCGGCACUCUGAUGGCGUUAAGCAACAUGAUCGCCAACCUUACUAGUCUGCUGGUGCCGGUCAUGGUGUCAAACAUCAUUAACGAUAUGACAAAUCACCGUCAAUGGCAGACUGUGUUCAUCAUCGUCAGCGUCAUCAAGUUUGUGACGAAUCUGUUUUAUGUGAUAUUUGCGAGAGGAGAAGUACAGGACUGGAACUUCUAUGGAGAUGAAACUGAACAGUAUCCAUUGAAACAAGGUUUGACAGUAAUCGAAGAAAAAAAUACUCGUACAUCUAACGGAAAAACUCCUAGAGAAGCGUAAAACUAU
Molecule: messenger RNA, 1837 nt
Organism: Ostrinia furnacalis (Asian corn borer)
Lineage: Eukaryota; Metazoa; Arthropoda; Insecta; Lepidoptera; Crambidae
Gene: Pi-t1
Product: inorganic phosphate transporter 1
Exons: 11
Coding region: 152-1831 (559 amino acids)
Biological process (GO): monoatomic anion transport; transmembrane transport
Cellular component (GO): membrane
Molecular function (GO): transmembrane transporter activity
Source: RefSeq, a predicted model, not a curated record